GAGAGAGAGAGAGAGAGAGAGAGAGGGAGAAAGAGAUAGAGAGAGAGAGAGGGAGUCCAGGCCCAAAUAAAGCCAUGGGGGCCGGGGCUGGGCUGGGCCCCCUUUUGCUAUAAAUACGCUGGCCGCCUGGAGGUUCGGUUUUGGUGGUUGGUGCUUUGGACCAGCGACCACCACUGCUGCAGCAGCCCUCCUCAGGGGAUUGUCUUCCACAUACUCCUCAUCCUCAUCCUGGUCAUCAGUGUUCAGGCCGUCCAAGAUGCCUCGUGUGGAUGCAGACCUCAAGCUGGACUUUAAGGAUGUCCUCUUCAGACCCAAGAGGAGCAGCCUGAAGAGUCGCUCAGAGGUGGACCUUCAGAGGACCUUCACAUUCCGCAACUCCAAACAGACCUACACCGGCAUCCCCAUCAUCGCUGCCAACAUGGACACCACGGGAACGUUUGAGAUGGCACAAGUCCUCAGCAAACACACUCUCUUCACAGCCAUUCAUAAACACUACUCUGUAGAAGACUGGAAAAACUUUGCUGCUAAUCAUCCAGACUGCCUUGAGCACGUAGCUGCCAGCUCCGGCAGUGGCGUCGCAGAUCUGGAGAAGCUGUGUGCCAUCUUGGAAGCCGUGCCCGCCCUCAAGUACAUCUGUCUGGAUGUUGCCAACGGCUACUCUGAGUACUUUGUGGAGUUUGUCAAGACGGUCAGAGGAAAGUUCCCCAAACACACCAUCAUGGCUGGUAACGUGGUAACAGGAGAGAUGGUGGAGGAGCUCAUCCUCUCCGGUGCUGACAUCAUCAAAGUGGGAAUCGGGCCAGGGUCCGUGUGCACAACGAGGAUCAAGACAGGGGUGGGCUACCCACAACUCAGUGCCGUAAUAGAGUGUGCAGACUCAGCCCAUGGUCUCAAAGGACACAUUAUCUCCGACGGUGGCUGCAGUUGCCCAGGAGAUGUAGCAAAGGCCUUUGGUGCAGGGGCUGACUUUGUAAUGAUGGGAGGAAUGCUUGCAGGGCACGAUCAGUGCACUGGGGAGGUCAUCGAGAAGAACGGGAAGAAAUACAAACUCUUCUACGGCAUGAGCUCUGACACAGCCAUGAAGAAAUAUGUGGGUGGAGUUGCUGAGUAUAGGGCGUCUGAGGGGAGAACAGUGGAGGUUCCGUACAGAGGAGACGUGGAGGACACCAUCCGUGACGUGUUGGGGGGCCUCCGCUCCACCUGCACAUAUGUCGGUGCCGCCAAGCUCAAAGAGCUGAGCAGAAGAACCACCUUCAUCCGCGUCACACAACAGUCCAGCCAUAUGUUCACUUAGCAGGGCCCCACACUACGCUCCACACAGGCUGCAUGAUAUGCAUCGUACGUGUGUUAUGCAGAGUUUGAAUGUGCAAUAGGAGGAGAAGCGGUGUAACACAUACAGGAGAAAAGACCCGCUGACAUGAUCGCCCAACCUGUUUCUUUCUCAGGAUACAUGCUAUCUGAAAGUUUCCUGCAGGUUGUGAUUAAAUAAACUCAAAAGUCUGACUCGAAAACAUUCUCCCAGAAGAAUCACGGCGCUUUCGUCAACUUAAUCCUACAGCGAGUGCGUUUACAUGCUCACAGACACCAUAAUAUGCUACUGAAUGCUACAGAUUUUAUUUUUGAAUGGGCACUUAUAACAGCUUGGAUAAAUCCUUCUCAGUUUUUGGAAAUGGGAAAGGGAGAGCUAAAAUACUGAGGCACGUGUAUCUUUCAAAAUACUCUUUUAACUUGUGUAUUUACAGUAGUCAGCAUCUUUCCAGAUCAAUAGCAUAUUAAGAAUAAACAAGAAAGUCAGCUAACACAUUGCAUGUAAACACACUCAUUAGUCGGGGAGGCUGAUACUCGUGCUCAAAUCUUUUGGGAAAACUGCUGAAGCGUAUGUCGGAUGGAAUGUGCAAAUCAAUAUGCAAGAUUCAGAGACGCUGGCCUUUAACUGUCACUGGAGAAAUCACAUUGCAAUAAAUUGCAUGCAGGACCUUCUGCUAAUUUCCUC
Larimichthys crocea (large yellow croaker) is the source of this 1993-nucleotide messenger RNA. RefSeq names its product guanosine monophosphate reductase (gene gmpr). The record is from RefSeq and is a predicted model, not a curated record. Gene Ontology annotation, molecular function: GMP reductase activity. The coding region runs from base 257 to 1294 and encodes 345 amino acids. Gene Ontology annotation, cellular component: GMP reductase complex. Gene Ontology annotation, biological process: nucleotide metabolic process. The transcript is spliced from 9 exons. NCBI's taxonomy places the organism in Eukaryota, Metazoa, Chordata, Actinopteri, Sciaenidae.